Perkinsus marinus ATCC 50983 is the source of this 758-nucleotide messenger RNA. Its product is annotated as 60S ribosomal protein L6, putative. NCBI's taxonomy places the organism in Eukaryota, Perkinsozoa, Perkinsida, Perkinsidae. The transcript has 4 exons. Gene Ontology annotation, cellular component: cytosolic large ribosomal subunit; ribosome. The record is from RefSeq and is a predicted model, not a curated record. Bases 74 to 649 code for a protein of 191 amino acids. Gene Ontology annotation, biological process: cytoplasmic translation. Gene Ontology annotation, molecular function: rRNA binding; structural constituent of ribosome.
AGCUGAUCGAUUAGAUGUCGUAAAUCCCCCAUCAGGCGCCCGAAGCCGCGUUGGUACAGAAGCAUCAGGCCUCAUGAAGACUAUCCACUCUCAGAUCGACAUUCAGAUUCCUGAGGAUGUCAAGGUGACUCUUAAGUCCCGUCAUAUCGUUGUCUCGGGCAAGUACGGCAAGCUCGAGCGAACUUUCCGUCAUAUCCCUGUUGACAUGAAGCUUGUCGAGGAUGGCAGGAAGAUCACUGUCGAGAUGUGGUUCGGUCUUACCAAGAACAAGGCUUGCAUCCGCACUGUUUGCUCCCAUAUCGAGAACAUGAUCACCGGUGUCCGUCAGAGAUACCAGUACAAGCUCCGUUUCGUGUACGCACAUUUCCCUAUCAACUCCAACAUCACCAACGACGGUUCCACUAUCGAGAUCCGUAACUUCUUGGGUGAGAAGGUCGUACGUACUGUCGACAUGAUGCCCGGUGUCUCCGUGAGGAAGUCCGAUGAUGUUAAGGAUGAGGUCAUUGUUGAGGGGGCCGACUUGGAGCUUGUCUCCCGCUCUGCCGCUCUCAUCCACCAAUCGACUCUCGUACGCCACAAGGAUAUCCGUAAGUUCUUGGAUGGUAUCUACGUGACUGAGUCUGGUGUGAUUGACCAAUUGGAGGAGUAAACAGUAGCAAUGACUUGAAGAAUAGCAGUAGUACUGCUAUUCAAUCAACAACAUCUCUGCUGUGGAUAAUGUCUCGCCACCAGCGUCGGAGGAGGAGAGCUUCUGCCAA